Messenger RNA from Platichthys flesus (European flounder), 4376 nucleotides. RefSeq names its product sterol 26-hydroxylase, mitochondrial-like. Gene Ontology annotation, biological process: cortisol metabolic process; cholesterol metabolic process; glucocorticoid biosynthetic process. The coding region runs from base 105 to 1706 and encodes 533 amino acids. The transcript is spliced from 9 exons. Gene Ontology annotation, cellular component: mitochondrial inner membrane. The record is from RefSeq and is a predicted model, not a curated record. NCBI's taxonomy places the organism in Eukaryota, Metazoa, Chordata, Actinopteri, Pleuronectiformes, Pleuronectidae. Gene Ontology annotation, molecular function: heme binding; iron ion binding; monooxygenase activity.
UAUUGACAUCUUCACAGACACACACACAAAGACAAACAUAGAUUUAAAAGCCCAACAGUCAGCGGCUCUCACACUAAACACAACACACCGACUCUGAGCUGAAGAUGUUGCGCAGGACUCUGACCAGCGUCGGACUGCGACUGAACCCACAGCAUGGCACAGGGAUGGGGGCAUCGACAGCGGGACUGGGCCCGGACUCCCACCGACGAUAUGUGUCCAGCUCCGCCGCCCCCAGCAGCAGCAGCAGCAGCAGCAGCUCCGUGGUGGGAGCCCCCAACAAACUGAAAGCCAUGGAUGAGCUGCACGGACCCAAUCUCUUGACCAACCUGUACUGGCUCUUUGUGAAGGGAUACUUCCAGACGACUCAGCAGAUGCAGAUCGAGCACCGCAAGAUCUACGGUCCGCUGUGGAAAUCGGAGAUUGGUCCUCUGACCGUGGUGAACGUGGCUCAGGCGGACCUGAUAGAGCAGGUAUUGAGGCAGGAGGGGAAACAUCCGAUCCGGACCGACAUGCCCCACUGGAGGUUGUACCGAGAGAUGGGGAACCAGGCCUAUGGACCCCUGACUGAGAUGGGGGCCAACUGGCAGCGGACCCGCAGUAUCCUGAACCCGCGGAUGUUGAUACCCAAACACGUUUCCUCCUACACUAACACCAUCAACGAGGUGGUGACUGACUUUAUCGACAGACUGGCCUGGGUGAGGGAGAAAGACGGCCAGGGAGUUAUGGUCAAUAAUCUGACGGAGGAACUCUACAAUUUUGCAUUUGAAGGUAUCUGUUCAGUGUUGUUUGAGACACGUAUGGGCUGCUUGAACGAGGUGUUGCCUGAGGAAACCAAAAAGUUCAUUACCUCCGUUGGGGAAAUGUUCCACCUCUCGCAGGUUGUGAUCCUCUUCCCCAAGUCCGUGUGGCCGUACCUUCCUGCUUGGAAACGGUUUGUGGCGGUCUGGGAUCACCUCUUCAAAGUCGCUGGGGAGUUGGUGCAGAAGAAAAUGGAGGAGAUCCAGGAGAAGGUGAAGCUGGACCAGCAGCUGGAGGGAGCGUACCUCACACACCUGCUGUUCAGUGACAAGAUGACGAUCCCUGAGAUUCUGGGAAGUAUGACUGAGCUCCUACUGGCAGGAGUCGACACGACCUCCAACACUAUCUCCUGGGCUCUGUACCACUUGGCAAAGCUGCCAGAGAUCCAGGAACAGUUGUACCAGGAAGUGAUAGGAGUUUGCCCCGGAGACAAGAUGACGUCCAGUGCGGACAUCGCUCAGAUGCCAUACCUGAAGGCCAUCAUUAGGGAGACGCUACGGAUGUAUCCAGUGGUGCCAGGAAACGCCCGCGUCAUUGCUGAAGAAGAUGUUGUAGUGGGAGAUUAUGUCUUCCCCAAAAAUACGUUGUUUCACCUGUGCCACUACGCUGUGUCCUAUGAUGAGAGUGUCUUUCCCGACCCUCACACCUUCAGACCACAGCGAUGGCUCCGUGGAGAGGUGGAGAAGGUCAAGCAUCACCCUUUUGGGUCGGUGCCGUUCGGUUUUGGGGUCCGGGCGUGUCUGGGUCGACGAGUGGCAGAACUUGAGAUGUAUCUCCUCUUGUCCAGGUUGAUAAAGAGAUACGAGGUGAGGCCGGACCCCACUGGACAGACGGUGAAGCCCAUCACCAGAACCCUGCUCUGCCCUGCUAAACCAAUCAACCUGCAGUUUCUGGACAGGAGGCGCUAGAGGGAGGAGUUUCUCUGGGAGGUGGUUUAGUAUUCACUUGGUGUCACCUGCCUGUCACCGGACACCACGGCUCAGAUACAGAGAACUGGCUGCGUGGAAUGUGCCAAAACUUUGACUUCGAAUAUAUUCUGACUGGAGAAAUAGCUUGAAAAGUAGAGAAUAAAAUGCAGUGUGUAUAGAGAUUUUAAAAGUGUUAUGGAGAUUAUGAUGUCCUUGACUUUGAGUGAAAGGUUUCCUUUAGGUUCCACAACACAAAAAUAGAUCAAUUUAACCUUUUCAGCAGAAAUCUGUUGGUACUCUAUAUUUUCAUUGCUGUCCACAAACCCCGCGAGAAACUUUGAAUAGUUUCCAACUAUCAGAUCAACUUAAAAUUAAGUUGAUUUAAAUGUUUAACUUUUCCAAAAAAGUUGGCAAAUGGAAACGACACCCAGACAGUGGACAUGUGCUGGGUCUACUUUCAGCGACGGAGUAAUCCACAUUUGAUCCUGUAGAUCAAAGCAGCAGUUAUAAGUAACUGUAUUUAGUUACAGUUCCAAUUUUAAUCAGUGGGAAUCUAAAUACUUUACAUUUAUCAAUAGAUUAAAUAAUUUCAUGACUUUUUACUAUUGUAAAGGUUCAUAAUUAAAUCUGAUAUUUAGAAGAGUUUAAGUGGAAUGUUUAGUUAAAUAUUGCCCCUCCAGCUACUAAAUGUUCCAAGUUAUUAGCAUGAUGAGCCUGUUAGCUUUGUCAGCUGUAGCCAGCGUGCUAUACAUCAAACUGACGAUACGGUGGAGUUUUUUUUACAAAAUGCAUGAUGUUUAUUAAAAGUUUACCCACUCAUUUCUAUGCACUAUUAUGAAUACCAACCUAAGUGUGUGGGAACAUUUAAACAUCUGUAUGAGCCUACAUUAUCUACGAUCUACGUUAUCUCCGAUCUACGUUAUUUAUAUCUUUUCAAUGAUGUUGUGAAAAAACAGAGGAUGUACGAACUACCUUUUUCUCAUAUUAUUUUUAUUUCAAGACGAUUCGUUUAAGGCAACAGAGUGAAAAAAAAUUGCUCUAUGUAAGUAUAAAAGUCAUUUAUUUUUAUUUUCAUGCGUUUUAUUGUUUUUCCCUUUUUCAAAAACGCUAUGAAAAAUAAAAGUUUACAAAAACCUACAUCUUCAUCAUAUUUUUACAAACUAAAGAUCCCAAAAUACCUUUUUAUUCAAAUUUAAAUAACUUGUAAUUCUCUGGAAUAAACAUUUCUUAAUUAUAUUUAAUUUGCAACAUUUCCACAAAUCGUUCGUAUUAAAUGGUAAAGUAUGCAGUAAUAUAUACAUAAUACUGACUUUGAAAAUCUAAUUUUUACUGUUAUUUUGUUUUUCUAAAUGCUGUGUUGUUAUUGUCAGAUGUCUUAAUAGCAGUGGACCAAUGCUGCCCUCCGGUGGAUUGUUAUGACACUACAUAGCUUAUCAAUGUGCUCAUCCAAUUCCCUUUAUACAUAUAUAACAGUGACUGUGUGAUUAUAACUUAAUUGUUCGUUUCCUUUUUGUAUUUAUUUUAUUUUAGGGUGCAUAAUUAGAAAAGGACUUGUCGUGGAAAUUUAUCAUGAGAUUUGAAAUAAUGAGUUUCUCCGACCUGAGUUGCCUUAGUCUUAAUUAUUAGCUCUGCAGAGGGUUACACAGCCAGCAACAUGGCUCAGACUGGAACCACGAGAAGUUAAAAAGAAAGGUUUAUAUACAAUGUGAUAGACAGGACACAAAACAGAAAGCAGACUUGACCAUCUGCUGUCUGCCAUCACUGUUACAAAGGGGUAUCAGGCUUUAUGCAAAUUGUAGCUGUGAUAGCUGUGAUGUAAUUAACAUUCACAGAGCUUUAAGAAAAGAAGGCCGUCAGGGGGUCCAUGGCAUUAAAGGUGUCGUGAGUUUAUUGUCUGUUUACCAGAUCUGGGCCACUAGUGAGCGACAGCAAAACUCCCUGUCAUCCAAACAUGACAAUUCUGACCCAAAUUAGACCCUAAAUAUUCCCCCGUGCUUUGACCACCAAGUGUUUACCAGAAAAAAGGCCCUACAUUGGUUCUGGGAAAUUUAGGCCAAAUUUAAUGUUUUCCAAGUUGUCCGGGCCCCAGAAGGCCACAAAUGCCACACCAAUAUCUGUCGUGUCCCUCAUCCGUGUGAUCUGGGAGGAGCAGGUCUCAACACCUGUCUGGAUGUAACACAAAUGUGGUAUCACACAGUGCUAGACAGGAAAAGAGAGGGCUCACUUCCUCAAAUGUUCAUUUACUUCCUAAUGGGAUACAUCACAGACUUUACUGAUUUAACAUGAUGAGUUUAUAAAAUAUGAAGCAAUGUUAUAGAUUCUCUGGGAACUACUUUAGACCAAGUAUAAUAGAAGGUGGUUGCAGCAGGGUCUGCAAAAAAGAGACGGGGGGGGCCCAGGGAGCGGCUGAUUACAAUCAAUCAGCUUACGAGACUGCAACGACACCACGGUUAGUAACCCCCCGAAUGAGGCCCCAUGCCACCAACAUUCUUCUUAAUUUCAGAGUUUUGGAUGAACACGUCUAAAUGUGUGUAUGACGUGUUUGGAGAGGUUGUGACCGGGGUUUGUAAUCCUUUAAACUUUUCUGCUGUAUUGCUAUUUAUGUGCACAGUAUGUACUUUGUUUGACUUAUUGAUAUUAAAAGAACCAAUUCAUGAUUGGAAUGAUGUG